AUUUUUUCUUAGAUAUCCUUUUGUAAACAGAAAUCAAUGGAGAGGUUCAGUAAUUGUACUAAAGAUGAUGAAGAUGAAGAAGAUAAUAACUGGGAAGAGAGAAUAAUGGAAAGCUCGCAGAUGAAUGACAAGAUUAUAAAUGUCAAGGCCCAGAUUUCCUCCAGAAGGCCCCAUGAAAGAGUUAUAGUUCACAUUGAUAUUGAUUGUUUCUACGCUCAGGUUGAAAUGAUAAAAAAUCCUGAACUGAAAACAAAACCAUUAGGAAUUAAGCAGAAAAACUUGGUAGUUACUUGUAACUACGUAGCACGAGAACUUGGAGUUCAAAAACUGAUGUUUGUCAAAGAUGCCAUACAAAUUUGUCCUCAGCUUGUUCUGGUAUCUGGAGAAGACCUAACAGCAUAUAGAGAAGUUUCCUAUAGAGUGACAGGAAUUUUACAAGAAUUCUCACCGUUAGUGGAGCGUCUUGGGUUUGAUGAAAAUUUUAUUGACAUCACAAGUUUGGUACAUGACCACCAAACAAGCCAGUUCACCAGUAAUGGUGCAGAAUCAUUAGUUAGUGGCCAUAUUUAUUUGGAAGGAAGUGGCGUACUCUCUAAAUCUUGCAGCUGUGGUUGUUACUCUCGACUUCAAGAAGCAUCACAUAUAGCUCAAGAAAUGCGAGACAGGAUUUACUCAGAAUUAGGUCUAACGACGUGUGCAGGAAUUGCUCAUAACAAACUUUUAGCAAAACUGGUGUGCGGCUCUCACAAGCCAAACCAGCAAACCACUCUGUUUCCAAAACAGAUUGAAGAUCUGUUGAAAUCUCUGAAUACUGUAAGAGACAUCCCAGGCAUUGGUUCAGCAACUUAUAAAAACCUCACUAGUAUGAAUAUAAAUUUGAUCAGAGAUCUUCAGCUGUGUGAUCUUUCAUCUCUCGAAGAAAAAUUUGGAUCACAGCAAGCUAAACGAUUAAAACAUCUCUCCUUUGGUGUUGAUACAACUCCUGUUGUUCCCUCAGGAAAACCUCAAGUGAGCUAUUUCAUUUUUAAAGCUAUAAUUCAUAUUUUAUUAUUAGAUGACCCCCAACUGUCUCU
Messenger RNA from Limulus polyphemus (Atlantic horseshoe crab), 1073 nucleotides. RefSeq names its product DNA polymerase iota-like. Gene Ontology annotation, molecular function: DNA-directed DNA polymerase activity. The annotation marks the transcript as partial. Lineage: Eukaryota; Metazoa; Arthropoda; Merostomata; Xiphosura; Limulidae. The record is from RefSeq and is a predicted model, not a curated record. Gene Ontology annotation, biological process: translesion synthesis. The transcript is spliced from 6 exons.